AUUGGGUACUAAAGUAGCCACAAAAACAACACUACGCUAGGGAGCCAGCUGACCCGACUUUUUCGUGCAAGCUCUCACAUCCCCUUUCACCGACAGCAAACGCUCGCAACAACGACGUCGACCUGUGCUUGACAAUUGCUGCCACUCGCAAAACUUCCCCCAUCUCAAUACCCAUACUGGCUAGCUGUUGAUCGAGCACCUCGCGCCGAAGCGAGUCGCUUGCAACCAUGGCGUACCACGGCCGGGGAGACGGCUACGACGGCCAUCCGAUGCAGGAUCUCCCGCCGCAUCACGGCCAGCACGACGAUGAAGCGCAAGCCGCACUGCUCAACCAGAACCAGCUAUACGACCAGGAGCGCCUGGGCGGCGUCCAUACCCCCCCUGUCCGCCCUGUCUCGGCCUACAGUCUGACCGAGUCGUACGCUCCGAAUGCCACAACCACACGGGUCGGCGCGGUUCCGACUCCUCCUCCCCAUGGGCACACCGAGUACGGCGGUGCCACAGGCUACUAUCAGCCGUCCCAGUUCUCUGGCGACCCGGCCUACCGGCCCAUGUCUACGAUCGACACGGACGAUAGCUGGCUCCAGCGCCAGCAGCCCAACGUCGCUCCUACCGGCGAUCUCAAGCGUUACGCUACAAGAAAGGUCAAACUUGUCCAGGGCUCCGUCCUGAGCAUCGACUACCCCGUCCCCAGCGCUAUCAGGAACGCGGUGCAGCCACGGUACCGCGACGAGGAAGGGAACAACGAGGAGUUCUUGAAGAUGCGCUACACCGCUGCUACUUGCGACCCCAACGACUUUACCCUUAAGAACGGUUACGACUUGCGUCCCCGCAUGUACAACCGGCAUACCGAGCUCCUCAUUGCCAUUACCUACUACAACGAAGACAAGGUUCUGCUGUCGAGAACGCUGCACGGUGUCAUGCAGAACAUCAGGGACAUUGUGAACCUGAAGAAGUCGUCCUUCUGGAACCGCGGCGGUCCCGCCUGGCAAAAGAUUGUCGUCUGCUUGGUCUUCGACGGUAUCGAGAAGGCGGACAAGAACGUGCUCGAUGUGCUGGCCACUAUCGGUGUGUACCAGGACGGUGUGGUCAAGAAGGACGUCGACGGCAACGAGACUGUCGCCCAUAUCUUUGAGUACACAACCCAGCUCUCGGUCACGCCGAACCAGCAGCUCAUCCGCCCUGUGGACGACGGGCCGAACACGCUGCCUCCGGUGCAGUUCAUUUUCUGCCUCAAGCAAAAGAACAGCAAGAAGAUUAACUCGCAUCGCUGGCUGUUCAACGCGUUUGGCCGCAUCCUGAAUCCUGAGGUCUGCAUUCUAUUGGAUGCCGGUACGAAGCCGUCGCCCAAGUCUCUGCUCGCCCUUUGGGAAGGUUUCUACAACGACAAGGAUCUCGGUGGCGCCUGCGGUGAAAUCCACGCCAUGUUGGGCAAGGGCGGCAAGAAGUUGCUGAACCCGCUGGUGGCCGUGCAGAAUUUUGAGUACAAGAUCUCCAACAUCCUCGACAAGCCGCUCGAGAGCGCUUUCGGUUACGUUAGUGUCUUGCCCGGUGCCUUCUCGGCAUACCGGUUCAGGGCGAUCAUGGGCCGUCCCCUGGAGCAAUAUUUCCACGGUGAUCACACGCUGUCGAAGAUCCUGGGCAAGAAAGGUAUCGAGGGCAUGAAUAUUUUCAAGAAGAACAUGUUCUUGGCCGAGGACCGUAUCCUCUGCUUCGAGCUGGUCGCCAAGGCCGGCCAAAAGUGGCAUCUCAGCUACAUCAAGGCGGCCAAGGGCGAGACGGAUGUGCCUGAAGGUGCUCCCGAGUUCAUUAGCCAGCGUCGUCGUUGGCUGAACGGUUCUUUCGCUGCCAGCUUGUACUCGCUCAUGCACUUUGGGCGCAUGUACAAGAGCGGCCACAACAUCCUGCGCAUGUUCUUCUUCCACAUCCAGCUCAUCUAUAACGUUCUCAACGUCAUCUUCACCUGGUUCUCCCUGUCUUCGUACUGGCUCACAACAUCCGUCAUCAUGGAUCUCGUCGGCACCCCGGUCCCCGCGUCGUCCACCAGUUCGUUGCACCACGCCUGGCCAUUCGGCGAUUCUGCCACGCCCUUCAUCAACGCGGUCCUCCAGUACAUCUACCUGGCAUUCGUCAUCCUGCAGUUCAUCUUGGCCCUGGGUAACCGGCCCAAGGGCUCCAAGUGGACAUACAUCACCUCGUUCAUCGUCUUUGCCAUCAUCCAAGCUUACGUCAUUGUUCUUUCGGGCUACCUCGUGGCGCAGGCCUUCAGGACGCCCAUAGGCGACCAGAUCAAGUUUGACAGCGCCGAGAACGCGCUCGAGUCGCUGUUCGGCGGCACGGGCGCGGCGGGCGUCAUCCUGGUCGCGCUGAUCACCAUCUACGGUCUCUACUACCUGGCGUCGUUUCUGUACCUCGACCCUUGGCACAUGUUCCACUCGUUCCCCUACUACAUGCUGCUCAUGUCGACCUACAUCAACAUCCUCAUGGUGUACGCCUUCAACAAUUGGCACGACGUGUCGUGGGGCACCAAGGGCUCGGACAAGAACGACGCGCUGCCGUCGGCGCAGGUCAGCAAGGGCGAGAAGGACGAGGUGGUGGUGGAGGAGAUUGAGAAGCCGCAGGAGGACAUCGACCAGAUGUUUGAGCAGACGGUGCGCCGGGCGCUCGCCCCGUUCAAGGAGGAGGAGAAGCCCGAACCCAAGGACCUCGAGGACUCGUACAAGUCUUUCCGGACCAUGCUCGUCGUGUCGUGGCUCUUCUCGAACUGCUUGCUUGCUGUUGUCAUUACUAGCGACAACUUCAACUCGUUUGGCAUCGGGCAAACCGCGACGGCGCGCACUGCCUGGUUCUUCAAGUUCUUGUUGUUUGCCACGGCCGCGCUCUCCAUUGUCCGCUUCAUCGGCUUCCUGUGGUUCCUCGGCAGGACCGGCAUCAUGUGCUGCUUUGCCCGGCGCUGAAGCAGAGGUGAAGGUUGGGUCCAGAUUUCCGGUUGUUUAUCAAAUUUGCCCCAUCCUGUUUUUCUCGCUCAUGCUCGCCUUUUCCGGUUUGGCUCUUGGGUAAGCCUCGUGCCGGGUGUCUAGCCCCUGGAUAUUUUUCGAAGAGAAUUCAUCUAGCAGGGCUACUUGCGGACAGGCUCGAGGACUUUUUCAACUGGAAAGCCCAUUUCUUAUCCAGUUCUGCCGGCUUGUUAGGAUAUUGUGUGCGUACGGAAGGACAUAAAAUCGGGCUUUUUUUU
Molecule: messenger RNA, 3235 nt
Organism: Parathielavia appendiculata
Lineage: Eukaryota; Fungi; Ascomycota; Sordariomycetes; Sordariales; Chaetomiaceae
Product: glycosyltransferase family 2 protein
Exons: 3
Coding region: 228-2957 (909 amino acids)
Cellular component (GO): cell periphery; cell septum
Molecular function (GO): chitin synthase activity
Source: RefSeq, a predicted model, not a curated record